ACCAGCUAUAAAAAUGUCACUUAAAGUCUCAAUUGAGCAUCAGUAUCGAUUUAUCUGUCGCAUCGUGAAGACAAUCUAACACCUAUCAAACCAACAUGAAGUUCGCCAUCGUCGUAGUCGUGUUUUCUUUGGCCAUCACUGCUCAAGCCUCUGUUGUUCCAUUGAUUUUGGGAGCUCCAGCUCCAAUUUCAUAUACUGCCGUUCAUGGAUCAACAUUGACUAUUGCCGGACUACCAACAGUAGCUGUUCAUGCUGCUCCCGUAGUAGUUCCAGCUCCAGUUGUUGUUGCUGCUGAAGGAACUUAUGUCGCUAAGACUCGUGGUGCUGUGCAUGUUGCUCCAUUGCCAGGACAUUUAAAUUCAGCUGCUUCAGUGAAUUUGGAACCAGCACCAGGAACAAUAUAAAAACAGAAAAAAACUGAUAUAAUUCUCCUAAACUCCUUAUUUAGUUCACAUGCAUAGAAAAUCUUUUACAUACAAAAUCUCCAUUGAUAUUUUUGAUAGCAUAGCCUUGGAAUUCAGAGGUAUUCUUUUUUAGAAAAAGAAAACAACAGUAGAGUGUUUAGUCUUUUUUUUUAUUUUUUUUUUUAGUUCAAUUUUUUUCAAAUAAAUGUUAAAAACAU
Episyrphus balteatus (marmalade hoverfly) is the source of this 622-nucleotide messenger RNA. Its product is annotated as adult cuticle protein 1-like. NCBI's taxonomy places the organism in Eukaryota, Metazoa, Arthropoda, Insecta, Diptera, Syrphidae. The transcript is spliced from 2 exons. The coding region runs from base 96 to 404 and encodes 102 amino acids. The record is from RefSeq and is a predicted model, not a curated record.